Molecule: messenger RNA, 5856 nt
Organism: Etheostoma spectabile (orangethroat darter)
Lineage: Eukaryota; Metazoa; Chordata; Actinopteri; Perciformes; Percidae
Gene: pde8b
Product: phosphodiesterase 8B
Exons: 22
Coding region: 185-2797 (870 amino acids)
Biological process (GO): signal transduction
Molecular function (GO): 3',5'-cyclic-nucleotide phosphodiesterase activity
Source: RefSeq, a predicted model, not a curated record
AUGUAGGCUACUCAAACGAAGGUGUGUGGAGGAAAAAGCGAUUCGAGCCCGCAGCCGAUGCCCGGAGAAAACGGCAGCCUGUGUGCAUGCAGGCAGCUGCGGACGACAGGAAGCUGGUACCCAAACGCGUCGGUGUUUCUUAACUGUCUGGGAUCUGGCUCUGGAGGCGCGUCGCCGCUGAGGUAUGGGCUGCGCUCCCAGUAUCCACGUCUCUCAGAGCGGGGUGAUCUACUGCCGAGACUCGGACGAAUCCAACUCGCCGCACCAGACCACCACCAUCUCCCAGGGCACGGCGGCCACGCUCCACGGGCUCUUCAUCAAGAGCGAUGCGGCCGAGACCAUCCCCUCCGUCAUCGCCUACCAGAGCCGCCACUCGCGCAACAACUCGUGCCGGGAUCGCAAGGAGAACAGCGGGGGACACGUCCGCAUCGAGGCCGAGACGCAGACCAGCCACACCAGCGUCAAGGUUUCAUCUACAGAAGAAUGUGUCGGACCUAUGAGACUGACUCAGGAGCCCAUUCAGGUCCUGCUGGUGUUCGCCAAGGAGGACAGCCAGAGCGAUGCCUUCUGGUGGGCCUGCGAACGUGCUGGCUUCAGGUGUACCAUCGCACGGACGCCCGAGUCUGCCGUCGAGUGUUUCCUGGACAAGCACCACGAGAUCAUAGUCAUUGAUGGACGGCACUCGCGCUACUUUGACCCCGAAGUUGUAUGCAGGUCGAUCCGCGAGACAAAGCCAUCCGAAAACACCGUUAUUCUGGCCGUCGUGCCACAAAAACCAGCUGACCAGGACGAGCCAUCUGUUCUUCCUCUCCUCUGUGCAGGAUUUAGCAGAAGGUUUGUGGAGAACUGCAGUGUGACGGCCUGCUACAAUGAGCUCAUACAGAUUGAACAUGGAGAGGUGCGCUGCCAGUUCAAACUCAGGGCUUGUAACUCAGUCUUCACCGCUUUGGAGCAAUGUCAGGAGGCUGUGGAGAUCACGAGUGAGGACCACAUAAUACAGUACGUGAACCCAGCAUUUGAGCGGAUGAUGGGCUACCACAAGGGGGAGUUGAUCGGGAAGGAACUGACCGAACUCCCCAAGAGCGACAAGAACAGAGCUGACCUGCUGGACACCAUCAACACCUGUAUUAAAAAAGGAAAGGAAUGGCAGGGCAUUUACUACGCCAGGAAGAAGUCAGGCGACAGCAUUCAGCAACAUGUGAAGAUCACACCUGUCAUCGGCCAAGGAGGGAAGAUUCGACAUUUUGUGGCCAUCAAGAGACCUCAUAUUGACAACAAUAAUCAGGUCCACAAGUUCAACAAGGAGGAGAGAUGCAGCGGGGAACAUUCUCACUCAGAGUGCCAUUCUCUACGUCACCGUGACAGGAGGAAAGAUUCCAUUGACGCCAGAUCGCUCAGCUCUCGUAGUAGUGACGCUUCCGGUUUACAGAACCGAAGAUAUUCCUCCGUCGCCAGGAUUCACUCCAUGACUAUCGAGGCUCCCAUCACCAAGGUAAUAAACAUCAUCAACGCAGCCCAGGAGAGCAGUCCGGUAACGGUGGCCGAGGCUCUGGAUCGGGUGUUGGAGAUCCUGAGAACCACCGAGCUCUACUCCCCUCAGCUCGCCUCCAAAGAAGAUGACCCCCACACCAACGACCUGGUCGGAGGGCUCAUGAAUGAUGGGCUGCGGAGACUCUCUGGGAAUGAAUAUGUCUUCUGCAAAAAUAUGAGCCAGAGCCAGCUGGCCAUCCCGGUCACUCUGAAUGACGUCCCUCCACCCAUUGCCGAGAUGCUGAAUGAUGAGGAGUGCUGGGAGUUCAACAUCCUGGAGCUGGAAGCGGCUACACACAAGAGACCGCUGACUUACCUCGGGCUAAAGAUCUUCACGAGUUUUGGCGUGUGCGAGUUCCUGAACUGCUCGGAGGCCACACUGCGCUCCUGGCUGCAGCUGAUGGAGGCCAGCUACCACUCCUCCAACUCCUACCACAACUCCACGCAUGCCGCAGACGUGUUGCACGCCACUGCCUACUUCCUCCGCAAAGAGAGCGUCAAGAGCAGUCUGGACCAGCUGGAUGAGGUGGCGGCGCUGAUAGCGGCCACGGUGCACGAUGUGGACCACCCGGGCAGGACCAACUCCUUCUUGUGUAACGCCGGCAGCGAACUGGCCAUCCUCUACAACGACACAGCCGUGCUGGAGAGCCACCACGCGGCCCUCGCCUUCCAGCUCACCGUCCGAGACAGCAAGAGCAACAUCUUCAAGAACAUAGACAGGAAUCAGUUCCGAACACUGCGACAGGCAAUCAUUGACAUGGUGCUCGCCACAGAGAUGACCAGACACUUUGAGCACGUCAGCAAGUUUGUCAACAGCAUCAACAAGCCGAUGGCAGCCAUAGAAGAAACCAGCACAAGUAGCAUAAACAACGACUGUGAGGGUCAGGCCAACAUCCGGAACUCUCCAGAGAACCGUCUGCUGAUAAAGAGGAUGUUGAUCAAGUGUGCAGAUGUGGCAAACCCCUGCAGACCGCUCGAGCUCUGCAUCGAGUGGGCUGGACGGAUCUCUGAGGAGUACUUUGCACAGACGGAUGAGGAGAAGAAACAAGGGCUGCCAGUGGUGAUGCCGGUGUUUGACAGGAACACCUGCAGUGUUCCCAAAUCUCAGUUGUCCUUCAUGGAUUACUUCAUCACUGAUAUGUUUGAUGCCUGGGAUGCCUUCGCCAGCCUGCCUGGUCUCAUGGAACACCUGUCAGAGAAUUACAAGUACUGGAAGCGCUUGGACGAGAUGAAGUGUAAGAGCCUGCGUCCUCCCCCUCCUUCUUGACCGACCCCUCGUAGCCUCCUCUCAUCCUUCACUCCAAGCAGGGUAGGACAGCAAAUGCAGCCCUGCGGUCAAACAAUUAGUCUCUUCAGCUGUGAGUCGACGGAGCUCUGUGCCCUCCCAGGCACUCCAGGACACGUUUGUGGCCUCAAGCUGGGCGAUCGGGGACUCUGAGAGCACACAUCACUGACUGACCAACACUGAGACGCUGUUUCAAUCUCAAAUCACAGCCUCUUUUCUUAUGUGGUUAUUGGUGGAGGCGGUGUUCUGCCAGUGGAGAACAGGUUGUCAUUUGAGGGCGCUGUCGACUUUACGGCCCUGUUACCUUUUCCUAAUAGCACCUCUAUGAAACUGUGCGGACCUCACGGCUCACUUGACAAUCUGUACCAUACAGUAUAAUACACCUGAAACCUGCACUUUAGCUAAUCAAGACAUUUUCAUUUUGAGCAUCCUCUUGCUGUUUUUGCUUUUUAACGAUUUUUUUUUUCUUUGAACAAAUCUUUUUAUUCUACGUCUGUCUAUUGCUGUAAAAGAAACAUGGUGAAUAAGAUGGUGACCAAAGCUGGAGGCUCUGAACUUCAUGCUUAUUCCUUUUCAAAUUGCCAACUUGUGAAGGUGCUCAGCUGGAAAUAUUCGUUUUUAUGUACUGUGAUACAGUCUACAGUAUUAGGGACACUUUUGACUCGUGUCUGGGACCAAAUACUUCGCAAUCCCUGUUGGCCGUGUACAGAAAGAACUUGCUGGAAAGAUUUAAGAUUCGAGAGCUCUAGAGACAGUUAGCCAAGUACCAGGGUCCAAUCAGAGGUGGAGAACCAGCCAGCGUACAGGUUUUCUAAAUGAUCAGGCCCAUAUACAGAGCUGACAUAGAAGAAGGGCUGCGUUUGGGAUGAGAUCAUGUAGCUACGUAUCAUUGUCCUUUGUGAAGGUCUUUGUCGGAACAGAUGAAGGAGCAGAAUUGCACUGCAUCAGAGCGGUUCAGUUAGCUGUAAUGCUUUUAUCAAAUAAUAUACAAAUAUCUGAUGUUACAUAACUUUGUGACACUAACUGUAGACAUUUGCAUCCAGACAAGAAGAAACAAAUCUGACUUCCGAGUAUCUGAACAAUGCUAAGAAUAAGCUUUCUAUGUGAAGCUACGCUGACUGUUGUACAAUGGUGCACGAAUCCUGCAGAGGCCGCGUAACGCUGUUUGUCAGAGUAGCGAUUAGCUGUGUUGGACCUCACAGCGACCUGACAGUAUGAAGGAGCACCAGAUCCAUGUGUGGAUCCAGCUUGUAAAAUCAGCUUGUUUGUCCGCUUCCAACAUGAAUCAGCUCCGGCUCUCACAGUGUGUUUGUUUUUACCAGUUUUACUGUAUCUCAAAAGUCCUGCAACUGCAAUUCGCCUCGCAGUCAUUUGGCUCGAUUCUGGGGAGAAGUCUAGUCUGUUUAUGAUUUUCAGGUUAUUUGGAUUCAAAGAAAUGAGACAAAGGCCGUUGGAUGAUGAAGUGCAUGAUGUGUCUGCCCUCUGGUGGCUACAUAGGUGUGUUGCAACAGUGGUAACAUUAAAUCAGUGUAAAACGGUGACUCAUUUGUCAGCUCAGUUAUUAACCCACUGUGACUGAGACUAGAAAAUACAAUGAUUCAGCUUUAAUAUUUGAGGAAUUGAACCUGCAUCUGUGUAUCUUUCAGAGCAUAUUUCUUCAAUUUUAACACAUGAAGGUGGAACAGUUUGGGAAAACCCUUUAAUAUUAUUUCAUAAAGAAAAUUGGAUUACAUACCAACAUAGUAAUUAGUGGAUAAAUCUGCAGAUAUCCAUUAACUAUCUGAGCUGCUUUGGUGUAAUUGUGUAAGGUCAUUAUUAUAUAUUAUCAGAUCUAGUCUCAAGACUUUUACUCGAGGAAACGCACAUUACAGUAUUAACCAAAGGCACAGAAAGCUCUUUACUGGUGCCUUAGUCUUUGGUCAUCUUUAUACAAACAUAAGUAUGUUUUGGUUAAAAUUGUUCCCCCUUUCCUUUAACUAAAGAAAAGCCAUUCCUGUUUUGGAUAUUUUAAAAAAAAUAACCUGACCUUGGGAUAUGUGCUUUAGGGUCUGUUCUAUAGUUUCAGGUCCAACUUGGUAAGUCAGUGUUUUUGAUCCUGAGGCUGAUUCAGGGGACUUGGAUCGGAUGUGAAUUCCACUAUUGCUUUGUCAGUUCUUUCAGUUCACUUUAAAGAGUGAGAACUGGUGACUGACUGGUCAUCUAUGUUCAAUAUAUUCAUAAUGAUAUGAAGUCAUUUUAUUGGUGGCCAAGGUCUUUAAUCGAUGCCUUAAUCUUGUCAUGUCUGUGUUUAGAUCUGCUAUUGUUGCAACACACUGUAAAACUACCUAAAUGUACUUGCAGUUCUUGUAAAUACUCACCCAAUAUAUCAUUGUUGCUUUUACAAAAUGUGCUUAUGUAACGUUUGUUUUGGGCCGUUAAGUGUUGCAGGGGUCAUUUCCAAAAGGUUUUUUUUUUUUCUCAGUGACUUGGAAUGUGGCUCCACCUAUAAAUGUUUAACGACUGCUAUCUCUGAUCAUGAGAAGAUAUUUUUUCUAGUCAAUAAUGAAGAUUUCUAUUCAACAAAAAUAGCAACGAUUUCAAUAUUUCAGAUUUAAUAUUGACAAGGCUGACAAACAUGCCGUUUUUUUGUGAGCAGCAGUGACUGAAAUGUGAGGAUAUCAAUUUAAUCAGAUGACACAGCCAGUCGCUUAACGCCUCGCUUUGAGUCUACUGAGGCAGAACCAGUUGUAGGACUGCUUGUUAUGUAAUAAUAAGCCUUCAUCACAGUGAUCUAUAUUUCCUCUAACUUCCAUCUCUGACACUGAUGGCCGUGGCUGCGUGCCAAUUCUGUGUUGUUUACUAUUGGCCAUGAGAACUGUAAUGUGUGUUUUAAAAGAUUAUACUACCCCAUACAUAGUAAGAAGCUUUCAAUCAGUCACUUUAAAUCUCCCAUGUUUGUUUAAAAGUUUAGUUUGCUCUCUGGAUUAUGAUGUCUUAUUUUGAUGUUCUCUGUCAAACACAGAAUUGUAUUGUGAGAGACGAUUAAAGCAUUCUUGAAAUAU